Molecule: messenger RNA, 2454 nt
Organism: Gekko japonicus
Lineage: Eukaryota; Metazoa; Chordata; Lepidosauria; Squamata; Gekkonidae
Gene: CRBN
Product: cereblon
Exons: 11
Coding region: 3-1340 (445 amino acids)
Biological process (GO): protein ubiquitination
Cellular component (GO): Cul4A-RING E3 ubiquitin ligase complex
Source: RefSeq, a predicted model, not a curated record
CGAUGGCCGCAGACGAAGGAGGCGGAGAACAGGAGAACAACAUGGGGAACCACUUGCAGCUCAUUCCUGCAGAGAGUGAUGAAGAGGAUGAUGUUGAAAUGGACGUUGAAGAUCAAGACAGCAAGGAUGCUGAAAAGCCAAACAUUAAUUUUGAUACUAGUCUUCCAACAUCACACAUGUAUUUAGGGUCUGAUAUGGAAGAGUUUCAUGGGAGAACUGUUCAUGAUGAUGACAGUUGCCAGAUGAUUCCGGUCUUGCCUCAUGUGAUGGUGAUGUUGAUUCCUGGACAGACAUUGCCUCUGCAGCUCUUUCACCCCCAAGAGGUCAGCAUGGUGCGGAAUUUGAUACAGAAAGACAGAACCUUUGCUGUUCUUGCAUACAGCAAUAUACUUGAAAGGGAAGCACAUUUUGGAACGACUGCUGAAAUUUAUGCCUACCGUGAAGAACGGGAGUAUGGAAUUGAAACAGUUAAAGUAAAAGCUAUAGGAAGACAGAGGUUCAAAGUGCUCGAAAUAAGAACUCAGUCAGAUGGAAUCCAGCAGGCAAAAGUACAAAUCCUUCCUGAGCGAGUAUUGCCUUCAACGAUGUUGGCAGUGCAGCUGGAGUCUCGCAGCAGAUGCCACCUAUUUCCUUCUUCCAAGCCUACAGCAUGGCAGGAUCAACAUGUACAUCAAUGGCGGCAGAAAUAUCAAAAGAGGAAGUUCCACUGUGCUAGUCUGACUUCAUGGCCAUCUUGGCUGUAUUCCUUAUAUGAUGCUGAAACCUUGAUGGAAAGAGUCAAGCAGCAGCUGCAUGAGUGGGAUGAAAAUCUUAAAGACGAAUCACUUCCAUCAAAUCCAAUAGAUUUUUCCUAUAGGGUUGCAGCUUGUCUGCCCAUUGAUGAUGCAUUACGAAUUCAGCUCCUUAAAAUUGGAAGUGCUAUUCAGCGACUUCGAUGUGAGCUUGAUAUUAUGAACAAAUGUACAUCCCUAUGUUGUAAGGAUUGUCAGGACACAGAAAUAACAACAAAAAAUGAAAUAUUCAGUCUAUCCUUGUGUGGACCCAUGGCUGCAUACGUGAAUCCACACGGCUACGUGCAUGAGACCCUUACUGUGUACAAAGCCUGCAACCUGAAUCUGAGUGGCAGAUCUUCCACAGAGCACAGCUGGUUUCCUGGGUACGCAUGGACGAUAGCCCAGUGUAGGAUCUGCAGAAGCCAUAUAGGUUGGAAGUUUACUGCAACGAGGAAGGAUAUGUCACCUCAACGGUUCUGGGGACUGACCCGUUCUGCCCUGCUGCCAAGGAUUCCAGAAACAGAGAAUGAUUCGGGUCAAGAAAGAACACCAUUGCUUUGCCUGUGACACCGUAUUUUUGGAUGGACUAGAAGCAGUUGAGGUCUCUUAAACGAAUCUGCUAUGUGCUGCAUAUGUUUGAUUGUAUAUUUAAAAAACAGUAUAUUUGAGCUUCAGCCAAGGAAAGGUACUAUUGUUUCCAAAGUGAAUGAAAGGUUUAAUAUUUGAAUCUGGACUUCCGGAUGAAAAAGUGCUAAAUGUGAGAGAGCACAAGAAAAGUAGACUGCUUUCAAAAUCUGGCAGAGCUUGAGGAUUGUACAGUUUAUACCUGUCCUGUAAUUAUGUAAGAAGACACAAACUGCUUUUGAGGAGAUAAAACUGUCUAAAAAACUUCUUGAUUAGGAGUGAAGACGAUGUGUAAUUCAGCUUGUGUAUAAUGAUAGGCAUAUGUUAUUGCCCACUGUUCUAAGAUAUUUACUUAUAGAAUGUUGUGAAUGUAUAAGAAUCCCAAUUUUCUUACAGUGUGGAAUAGCUUAUAGGCAUUAGGGUGUUUUGCUUGAAUAAGCCUUAAAUGAUGAUGAGGUCUGACUGUCCUGUAGGGGCUGAUGGGGUUGUAAUACCCAAGUUAAAAAGGAUGUUGCUUGAAAAGCAAGUGCUGAAACCUGCUGCUAAAAGAGCUAUUACAUGCAAUUCCUUUGUAAAGAAUCCCUAUAGAAUUGUACUGUUCUUGUUUUAUCCUUUUAUCCGAUUCCACUAGGUUGACAUGUUUUGACCUAUUAAUUUUUUUUAGAAGAAACAGAACUGCUCUUUAUCUAAGACCCCCCCCAAAAAAAGUAUGUGGCUUUCUUUCUUAAAGCCUUCAGUGUCUUUAAGUCAGUCAUAGAAUAUUCAAAUCCUCUGAGACAUCGUGUGUCUUUGUGUACACGCUUAAGAUUCUGUGGAGCCCUUGGCAGAGCUCGUUGCUCAGUUACAUAUGUAGGUUUGGCAUUGGGAGGAAGCAGCUAUCUUGAACUGCCUUUUAACAGUGUCUGUCCAUGCUAUGGAAAAGGGUGCCAGAAAUAGGAUUGCAAUUUUCUGCUGUUUUGUUUUGUUUUCCCAGAAUGCACUUUGACAAGCAGUGUUUGUAAAUGGCAGCUCUUUCUUACACACACACACACACACACACACACACACACACACACAC